This is a messenger RNA of Babesia microti strain RI, 1620 nucleotides long. RefSeq names its product GTP-binding protein. Gene Ontology annotation, molecular function: GTP binding. The transcript is spliced from 5 exons. The record is from RefSeq and is a predicted model, not a curated record. Bases 1 to 1620 code for a protein of 539 amino acids. Lineage: Eukaryota; Apicomplexa; Aconoidasida; Piroplasmida; Babesiidae.
AUGUAUCAGAUAGUCCCUUAUCAUUCAAAAUUUUUUGGUUUAAACACAAAAUUGUCCAAUUUUACAACAACAAAAAAUUACAGUACUGGUAGAUGUACCAAAAUAUUCACCUCCAAAAGAAGUUUCGAAAAGGCGGUCAAACCAUCAGCUAAAAUUCAAAGAUUAGUACUGGAAAAUGGGUUGGGUAGACCUGUAACAAUUGACGAACAUAAAGCUUUCCAUUCCUGUGCACAGCAAGCGAAAUUUUCUCCAAUUUUUCUUGGUCAAAUUAAACCUAAAAUUGGGCUAUGUGCCUCUGUCAUCAAAUUUGAAUCUUUACCAAAACCCAUAAUUCCAGAGAUAGCCGUAGCUGGCCGUACAAAUUGUGGUAAAUCACAAUUAAUUAAUUCCCUUUGUGGCCAAAUCGGCAAUUGUCCCAUUGGAAAAUCACCGGGUACUACUAGAAAACUAAACUUUUAUAAGAUCGGAUCCCCGCCAAAGUUGGUGUUAGUAGACUUACCUGGUUAUGGAUUUGCCCCUGUCAAAGAGGAGAAGAGGGUUAAAUGGUUUGAAUGCAUGACACUAUAUUUAACGUCAAGGCCGAAUCUAAAACGAGUUAUCAUUGCAAUUGAUAGCCGCCUCGGGCUAAAAAGAACUGACAUAGACAUGCUAUCAUUUCUUGAUCAUAAGAAGAUCAAAUGGCAAGUGGUGCUGACUAAGUGUGAUUUGGUAGUCCCAUAUCGAUUGUGCCAGAGAAUACAAGUAACACAGAUGGAAUUGGCACAAUUCAAAGGUAGUAUAGGUGAUAUAAUUCCAAUUAGUGCCUUACGUAAUCAAAAUCUUAACUCACUGCGCGCUAGCGUUGAAAAUGCAGUACAAAAUUAUAUACCACAAAGAAGUGUCCUCAAGGCGCCGCCACAACCUCUAUCCGAUCAAAAUGAAAGUGUAGAUUUAAUAGAUGCAGAUUAUACACAGCCAAUUGGUACUAGUAACAUUGAAAUAAACUAUUUGUGUUUUGAUCAGAUCAUUGAAAAUAAUGUACAACAAAUGAUAGAUAAGCUUUGUGGUGAAGUUACUCUGGAUAAAGCCACAAGGCCAAUUCAAAUAGAUACUUUGCCAUCACUAUUAAGUUCAUCAGUUGAAUGUGUUCAAGGAAAUAAUUUACUUUUCGACUUUGAAGGGGUAGACACUCAAAUUGACAGAUUUAACGUAAAACUAGUAGUCCCCAAACCCAAGCCUUCACCUAAGCUACUGGGUAGAAAAUAUACAUAUCCUCUCGAAUUACCUAAAAACGAAUCAACAAGCUUGGUCAAACAGAUGCCUAAAUCAGUUGCAUUACAAUUAUUCCCGCGGCUCAACCUCAUUAGGAUUAGAGGUUCGUUAAAAUAUCGCAUUUUGGGCCGUAACAAAUCCACUAGGUUGAAAUUUUCAGCGUUGAGAAACAUGUCCCUAUUUCAAAAGGUUAAAGAUGCCAAAUCCAGUGGUAUCACUGAUUGGAACAAGAUUUAUUCCAAAUAUAUUCGCUGGGCUAGAAAAUAUCCAGAAUUAGCUAGCAUAAACAAAAUACCAGUUUCUAAAGCAGUCGUUAUUUCUGAGUAUAAUAAUUAUGUAAAACGCACUGGUAAAAAUACAAAAUCGUAA